AUGGGAGCUGCCCCAAACCUCCGGUCAAUCAUUUUGUUCUUUCUUUCCUUAGACCUUUAUGCAGCAUUUGACAUCAUAUGCGAUCACGUGGGGAAGGACUGGAGAAGACUGGCUCGCCAGCUUAAAGUGCCUGACAGCAAGAUCGAUGCCAUCGAGGUGAAGUAUCCCCGGAACCUGACCGAGCAGGUGAGGGAGUCGCUGAGAGUCUGGAAGACCACUGCAGGGGAGCGGGCGGCCGUGCCCCACCUGGUGCAGGCGCUCAGGGCCUGCCGGCUCAACCUGGUGGCAGACCUCCUCGAGGAGCACCAGCAGGCCCAGGACCUCCAGCGCGAGAACGAGAGCGGAAGCAGCACUGUGUCCCUCAUGUCGUGGGACGUGGACACACCCAGCACGAGAGCCUCCUCCUGACGCCGCUGCUCUUCUCCGGGGACCCCUCCACCGAGCUUGACCAGGGCUUCCGUGCGCCUGCGCUGUGAAGACCUCACAGUGAGCCAGGACAAGCGACCUCAGCGCUCACUCGCACAGCCACAGGCAUCUCGGCCAGAGCGCCGACUUAGCACACACUGUGUGCCAGGUGGAGGUUCAGGCCUGGUACCCAUACAUCCAUUCGUUCUUCUUGGUCACCCUGUGAAAGGGAGCCUGGCCUCCAUUAAGUGAGUUUCUACAGAGGGAUUUUGGAACCAUAUCCAGCACAUAAAAGGAAUCUGGCCCUGGUUGUUACCUCACGAUUCUCAGGGGAGGGAGGGAGCUCAGAGUUAAGGCACUGGAGGGAACUGGGGCUGGUGCCAGCAGAGCUGGGAUUGGAGGCAGUGCGCCAGCUCAGAGCCCACUCUGCUCGUGAGGCUGUCCGUGCGGACCGUGUGCUAGGGCAGCGCGUGGGCGAGAAGCACCCCUGCUCCAGGCCCUGCCCCUGCCCCUGCCCCUGCGGGAGCUGCCUCCUCUGAGGGGUGCCUGUUCGGGGCUCAGCAGUGAAGUGAUCUCACAGUCAGCUCCUCACUCAGCCCUUAGGAGCACUAUGAUCCCUGUGAAUCCAGUUACUGUUGUAUCAGAUCACUGUCCUCUGGUAACAGAGUUGGCAAGGGACUGGGAUCUGUCUUCCUGUUUCUACAGUAAUCGUACUAAGCAAAUGCCUUUAUAGCAAAAACCUCCCUGUUACAGAUAAUUUUCCAUUUCUAUCGUUUUUAUAUCACAUAUUCUCCAGAGUCCCGUCUCAGCCGAUCAUGGUCUCCCUCGCAGCCCAUCCUGGGCUCAGCCUGAGUGGCCGCAGUUCCUCACAGUUGCCCCCACCUCUGAAUAGGGGAGCGUUACCCUCAGGAAACUGGGUCUGGAGGGCAGCGUUCGCUGCUUGGGCCCUGCCUACCUCCAGGAGGCACCCGGAGCCAAGUGGUGCCCCUAGUCUGGGCCUUCCCGCUGCCACCUGGGAACAGCCACAUGUGAUGGGAUGUCAUGCGUGUGCCUCCCCCUGAGGACAGCCACUGCCCCCACUCAGUGUGGACCCGGCCCUUGAGCCCCCACACCUUCAGCAGAUACUUCCUAUGCCAGGAGCUGGGCCACAGCAGCACACAGGACAGCGUGGCCCUACUCCGUUCACCCCGAAAGCCUGCCGGAACAGGGCGCUAACCAGCCCAUCACAGGUCUGGGUGCUGCCUAGGAGCUGAGCUGGUUUCUGUCCCAUACGGGGUGGUCCGGCCCCGUGUUCACGCUACACACCCCCACCCACCAGCAGCACCCUCUUCAAGCCCCAGGCCAGCCCAGUUCUGUGGAUAGCAGACGUCAUCGCCAUCAGCAAAUGUGAGUGGCUUCCCGAAUGGGCAGCUUGGGAAUUGAGUUCUGGGCAGUGUGUCCAUAUGUCUUGCCCAGAGAUAGGUUUUAGAGGUUCUGCCGUUCCUAUGGUUUGUGGUGUCCACUGUUGGGACGUGUGGAGCAGCUGGCAGCAUCCUCCCUCCCCCACGUCCUCCCUCUCCCACGUCCUCCCUCCCCCACAUGCUCUAAGAACCCCAGCCCUCCAUCAUGCCAGGUGCUCCGAUAGAGGCUUUGAUGGGCGUGGCUGCUGUACCCAAAAUUUCCCAUUGCCCGGUGACAUCACACAGGCUCAGUCCUCAGCUCUGCUGCCAGCUUGCUCCAGUGGCCCAUCACCCAGUGCCACGUGCAGUGAGGCACUGAGAUCCCGGGACCCCUGUCCCUGUGGUGAGGGAGGAGCCCUAGCCUUGGGCAGCCUCCCCUCAUCCUCUGUGUGAUCUAAUCUCACUCAAACAAAGCUUGGGUCUUGAGUUGUAAAACUCGGCAAAGGUGAUGGGUGACAAAAUGCCUCCAACUGAUGCUGCUGGGCCCAGGGGGUCCUAGCCCUGGGCUGCUGUGUGCCACCAGGUCAGAGUCAGAGGGUGGGGUAAGAUGAGGCUUCGAGCCAGAUGGAAGCGUGCACGUGGUCGGGAGGCUUCCAUGGGACCACCACCGAGCCUGGCGGUGAGACUCGGUCGAACAGGACACGCAGCCUGUCCUUGAGAUGCACAGUGUCCCCAGUUUUGUAAAACAAGGAAACAUAAACCAUACACCUACCUUGUACAAAGCACAGAUGGGCGCAGGUGAAAUGCACUCAGCAAGCAUCUGAGAACGGCUAUUUGCUGAUGACAGGGCUACUGUACUUGUGUUUUCCGCAUUUUCUUUGAUGUGUGGGGUAACCUGGACUAUUUGGUGGGGUGUUCUGCCCCUGGAGAGCAUGUGGCUCGAGUCUGACACAGGUGGCGAAGGCUGCUUCCGCGGAACGUUCUGGGCCUUUCCAUAGCCUCUCCUGGGACAGACAGGGUUGAUGUCUGAUCAGAGCCAUGGCCUUGACAGGGUCGGUUCCACCACCCAAAUGAGGGAGCUGCUACAGUGUUUGGAAAAGCAGUUCUCAUAGCAACCCAUGUGCCUUGUUUUUUGCAAUCGUGAAAUCGUAUGUUUCUAAUAAAGGUGUGUAGACAAGUCAACUCGAAA
Myotis davidii is the source of this 2973-nucleotide messenger RNA. RefSeq names its product Fas associated via death domain (gene FADD). Bases 1 to 408 code for a protein of 135 amino acids. The record is from RefSeq and is a predicted model, not a curated record. Lineage: Eukaryota; Metazoa; Chordata; Mammalia; Chiroptera; Vespertilionidae. Gene Ontology annotation, molecular function: protein binding. Gene Ontology annotation, biological process: signal transduction. The transcript is spliced from 2 exons.